Messenger RNA from Helicoverpa zea (corn earworm), 4797 nucleotides. Its product is annotated as kelch-like protein 5. Gene Ontology annotation, molecular function: protein binding. The record is from RefSeq and is a predicted model, not a curated record. Bases 153 to 1982 code for a protein of 609 amino acids. NCBI's taxonomy places the organism in Eukaryota, Metazoa, Arthropoda, Insecta, Lepidoptera, Noctuidae. The transcript is spliced from 10 exons.
GAGUAAAAAAUAAAUGUCUUUCUUUGUUUUCGUUUGUUGUCUCAAAUUCAUAUUCAUGUCGAGUCGUUGCUUUGUUAUGAACUGUGAAAUUUUGAUAGAAAAUAAAUAAUUGAGCAGUUUUAACAAUAGUAUCAGUGUCGACAGGAUUAACGAUGUCGGCUACCGAUACACAGAAACCUGAGAGUUCAAAGGAUACCAUAUCAAGCAAUUCGAUCGAUGAAGGCUUGCCGAGAGAACUAAGCCAGCUAAGUCUUUCAAGUGCUUCAAGUCAAGAUGAAUUCUUUUGCGACUCAGGACAUUCGGGUGCAGCUUUGAAAAAUAUAUUCGGCUAUUAUCAGUCUCAAAAGUUGUGUGACGUUACUCUUAUUGCAGGAGGAUGCAGAAUCCCAGCACACAAAAUCCUCCUUGCAUCAUGUAGCGAGUACUUCGCAGCAAUGUUCACUGGCUCCCUGAGGGAAGCUCAGUCAAGUGAGAUCACACUUGAGCGAGUUGACCCGCAAGCACUGCAGGAUCUUGUACACUAUUGUUACACUGGCACCAUAGAACUGAGAGAGGAAACGGUUGAGGUGCUCCUUUCAACAUCAAGCUUGUUGCAGCUUAAUUCUGUUACAAAUGCUUGUUGUGCUUUUCUAAAGAAGCAGCUGGACCCUUGUAACUGUCUGGGAAUAGCUUUAUUUGCUGAACAACAGUCCUGUUUGGAUUUACACAAAAGUGCUUUGAAAUACACAUACCAAAACUUCAUGCAGGUGGUGAAACAUCAAGAAUUUUUAUCGCUCCAAGCAGACCAGCUAGCUAACUUGCUGAAAUCUGAUGAUCUCAAUGUAGUGACUGAAGAAAAUGUAUUUGAAAGCCUCAUGGCGUGGGUUCAACAUGAUAGUGCCAAUAGAGAAAGCCAUUUGGCCACUUUGUUAAAACUUAUCAAGCUACCCCUUCUAUCAUCAGAGUACUUAAUUGAUAAAGUAGAAUUAGCCUGCGGUAAUGUGCCAGAAUGCCAGCCCCUCAUUAUGGAAGCAGUGAAAUGGCAUCUUCUGCCUGAAAGAAGGUCACUUCUGUUUUCACACCGCACAAGGCCACGGACAUCAACGAUUGGAAGGCUUUUAGCUAUUGGGGGCAUGGACGGAUAUAAGGGUGCCAGUAAUAUGGAAAUGUACGACCCGCGAACCAACACUUGGACUCCAUUUAUGCGAAUGGGUGCCAGGAGGCUGCAAUUUGGAGUCGCUGUUAUGCAGAACAAACUCAUCGUAGUUGGUGGCAGAGAUGGACUCAAAACAUUGAACACGGUGGAAUGUUUCGACUUGACUUCUCUAAGCUGGAGUGUGCUGGCUCCUAUGAACACACAUCGUCACGGCCUAGGCGUGGCUGUUCUAGGCGACGGACCGAAUUCGCCUGUCUACGCAGUUGGCGGUCACGAUGGUUGGAUCUACUUGAAUUCUGUUGAGAGAUGGGACGCCUGUUCCCGCACAUGGACGAUAGUGUCUCCGAUGACGGGGGCUCGCAGCACGUGCGGCGUGGCGGCGCUGCGCGGGCGCCUGUACGCGGUGGGCGGGCGCGACGGCGGCGCGUGUCUGCGCUCCGUGGAGUGCUACGACCCCGCCACCAAUCACUGGACUAACUGUGCACCUAUGAUGCGCAGGAGAGGCGGUGUUAGCGUAUGCGCUGCGGGUGGUUACUUAUACGCGUUGGGAGGCCACGAGGCGCCGGCCAACACUGUCGGCGGCCGACUGGCUUGCGUCGAACGAUACGACCCGGUAGCUGAUUCUUGGAUCCUACUGGCUCGACUGUCUUACGGCAGAGAUGCUAUUGGAUCCUGUCUACUCGGUGAUCGGAUUGUUGCUGUCGGGGGAUACGACGGGGUGCAAUACCUCUGUGUAGUGGAAGUUUACGAUUCUGAAUCCAACUGUUGGCGGAAACUCGCUCCUUUAAGCACGGGGCGAGCGGGCGCGGCCGUGGUUGCCGUGCCGCCGCCCAAAAACGUCUUCUGAUACAACUCCACACAACGCCCGGUCGACACAGCUAAGUUCAUCCCAGUACUCUCUAUGUCCGACCCGGAGGACGAAGACGAUGACUACUAACAACGUCCAAAAUGAAACUCUAAAAUUGUACUGACUUAAACAAAUAAAAUUAAUUCGUUAAUAAAAUGUGAUAAGACGUAAAUUGGAGACUCUAACAGGCAUAGUAAUCCACGAUUUAGAUUUUUGAUGCUACAUCUAUUUUUCGCAAUUGACUUUCCAUUUCUGUGAUUGUGUAAGUAACAUUUUUAUUCCUUAUUCUUUUCUAGCUUUUCUUUUUUCACCCUAAGCUUUAAUAAAUUAUUAAGGUGUAAAGCUUUGAAAAAAAAAAUACUAUGUUGUUGGUUGACUAUGCCAUUCUCCUUCGAGUAGAUCCAUAAACUUGUUGACUAAAAACAAUUUAAAGUUACACAAAAAUUGACAAUGGUUUCGUAAACUUGUGUUGUUCAAUGUAUAGAAAAUAAAAUAAACAGUUUAUUUUUGGUUUCUUUUUCGUAAUUCAAGACUGUUAUUAAAUAUUUGAUUCCAUUAUCGAAUUUAAAAGCUAGACUUAUAUGCGUUGUAUUUAAUAGAUUUAUUUUUUAACAUAUUAAUAAAUAUUCAGUGUGAUAAUUAUAGUUUUUAGUUCAUAAUCAUGGUUAUUAUAAUUUGACACUCAAAUAAUGGAAAUGUUCUCAUUACUCAUAGAUGCAGCUUCCUUAGUAUCUAUCAAAUAAAUUAAAAGUCAUUUUAUCAUCUUUCUGAUCAUUUGACAUUAAAUCUUAAUUGGUGAUCUCAGUACUAAGAAUGCGAAAUAAAGGAUUAACGGUGAGUUGCACGAUUUAACUAUAGCGACAACCACACCAUUUUAAGUUGUCAAUGCGCCGGUUUGACCAAUGGGCGCCAAGCACAUGGCUGGUUAUGAUUUGGUUAUAGUUAGAUGGUGUAACUUAUUCUUAGUUUUAGUUAUUAUCUAUUACAUAUAGGAGACUGCUAGUAAACUAUAAGUUCUCUCAUUUAUUUUUUUAUGUAUAUCCUUCAUGAACUUUGUAAUGAGCAAAUAAUGAAAUUGUAUAUCUGUGUGUAAACUGCCUUGGAGUUUUCUUAAAUGUGCACGUUUAAACAUAUUUUUUACUGUAAAUGACAUUUCAAAAAUCUCUUUCACUAUAUAAGCAUAUUAUGUCCUUGAUGUUUCAUGAAGUAAAAUAAAGUAAAUCUACAAUUUUAGCAUGACCAUACUUACGAUCGGUGCAUCUUUUUGAGACCUUAUUUCAGCACCUGCUAUGUACUUGUAAUUUUUAACACUUAUAUUCGGUUUUCUCUACUUAUAUUAUGUUUUUAUACAAGCCGCUGUGAAAUUAAAUGAAUUAUUUAAUCUAUAGGGUCUUAGCUUCAAUUUAUAUAAAAUAUUUUGGUCUGAGCACAGCUCGAAUAAUAACAUUAAAAAAAAAUGGUGGUAUUAUUGUAAGGCACAGUACUUGAAUCCUCUGUAUUAGUGUUGUGUCAUUUGUUUAGUACUUAUAAAUACUACACACUCAGACUCGAGUGCGGCGAAUGAAUUGAAUUUUAUAAUAUGAUAUCGCAUGACCACUCUUGUAAGUGGCGAAUCGGUCGAUGCGGCCGAUUCUGGCAGAAUCAUAAUAACAUUUGAUAGAUUUCGAUUCCUUCGCCCGAGUCGGUUCUGACAGAUGCGCGCGUGCAACAUUAGAUUUAUAUGAGAAAUAUGGAUAAACAUGGGCCACUGUCCCAUCUCAACGUUUUUAUUAUAUAAUAAACAAUAAAAUAGCAGGCAUCUGCACUCAAGGGUAGUUAAGUAGUUUAUACUCUUAUUAAUUCUGUAAUCUUAAAAUACUGUAAAACUAGCUGUUUUUCCGCGGUUUCACAGGAACUUCUUCCUGUACCGGAAAAAUAUAUAGCCCAUGUUUCUCGGGGAUAGUCUAGCUUUUCAAUAGUAAAAUAUUUUUUCAAAUUGGUUAGGUACUAAAUAUUUUAUAGUGAAUUAUUAAACACUGUGUACUCCAUAAAUAUUUUGCUGAAACAGUAUUAAGUAACAUUUAUUUUUGUACUACUUGGUUCUGUAAUUUAAUGAUUUAGGGGACCAUUCUGUGAUGUUAGUGCUAGGAAAUUGCUAGGGUAAAUACUGAUUAAUUAAAGAAAGAAAGAAAUAUUUCGUGUGGCUUUAGUGGCGCCACCAACUCGCUUUGCAAUGGCCAAACUUUUCGCUUGUGUUUGAUGAAUAGUUUUAUCGAAGUUGCUGAUUAUAUAGAUACUCCACAGUUUGGACAUCUAGGACAUACUUGGCCACUAAGCUCCUUGAAAUGUAUUACUAGAACUACGACGGUGUACAGCUUGGCUUGGCAAGAAAGCACGGAACAUAGACAGUUGGCCUAAAUGGUAGAAUGUUUUUUUUUUUUAUAUAUUGCAUCCUUGCCAAAUUAUGAAAAAUAUAAAUAAAGGAAAUACAGUCGUUCUUGUUUGGGACGUUCGUUUUUUUAGAAAGUUGUGUAAUCAAUAAUUUUUAGAUAUUAUUUUAUAUGAAGAGAUGAAUAGUUUUUUUUUUGUUUAUAUAUUUAAAAAGAUUCUGAAUUAUUUUUGCAGUACCUAUAUAUUUACUUACUCAAAGGGAAACAGACUGCAGCUGCCUCAUCAACAGCUGCUUUAGUUAGGGUUAUUGUAAGUAGUUCAUUUUUCCUAGUAUUACAAAGAAGCUAGUAGGUAUAUUAUGAAUUAGACAUGUUGCCAAAUUUACCAACUUCUGUAUGUCUUCUCCAGUGAUGUAUUUUUAAUAAAUAUUGUGGUAGCGAAAAAA